AUGAUACGUGGUCGCGCGUCGAUUGUCGUCACGAGAAGGCUAGGGCACGGUGCGAGGCACAAGCAUCACCCGCGCGAUGCCAGCAGAUUGUGUAAACUCUACCGCUCGGUUGCGUGGCGGCGGGCGGCGGGCGGCGGGGGCGGCGCGGGGGAGGGUCGCUACACGCACACAUACACCCCCUGUUCAACUUAUCCAUUACUAACGCUCCUAUUU
Messenger RNA from Brenthis ino (lesser marbled fritillary), 213 nucleotides. NCBI's taxonomy places the organism in Eukaryota, Metazoa, Arthropoda, Insecta, Lepidoptera, Nymphalidae. The record is from the annotation of a GenBank genome assembly.